CGAAAUCAUUGGAGAUUGUGUGAAACAUGUGAAUUGUUUACAAAGAAGUAUUUUUCAUUACCAUAUAUUUAUAAACUCAUCCGUCCAUUAACAAUGUACAUGAUCUACUCAUUACAUAAUGAGUGUCAUUAUUGAAAAAUCAUGAAUAGUGCUCUUACGUCUUGUGAAUACUGGGAUGAAUUUGACAAAUGUCAAGCAAAUUUUAUUACUCUCAAAAUAUUCAUGAAUUUCACCUCAACAAUUGGUGGAUCUAAUGAAUCUCAAAGAUCUGAACAACAAAAGACUUACAAAAGCCCUUUGCCGCCUGAAAUACAAAUGAACUGAGACUCACAUCAAACCAAUAAACCUAAUGAGAUUGCUGUAAAAGCCAUGAGAUUAUGUUGGAAAAAUCCACAGCCAAACCCCUAACCCUGGAGCUAAUGAAAAACUUCUUCAGACGUCGUGAAAACUCAAGAAAUUCCCAAAGAAACGAUAGAAUCGGUUCCCUAGGUCUGAUCCAGCACUCCCGUCCCUCGUACCUUCCAGCAAAAAAUCCAGACGAAGAGACAAAACACCAGAAGGAACAUGACGAGAUUCUGGAGUCGGUGCGAAGACGCGAGACACAGGCGGAGAAAGAGAGGAAUAAAAAACGCGAGGAGAGAUAUAAAGAGGAGGAGAGACUCCUGGUGGACUCCAGACUGUGGACCAGUGAUAUUCUUCCGAAUUUUGAACAGUUGAGAUUGUCGAGGGAAGUGCAAGAUCUCUGGUGGAGAGGAUUGCCCCCAAGCAUUCGAGGAAGGGUCUGGAGAUUGGGGAUCAGCAAUAAAUUGAAUAUUCAAGGUGAUAUCUAUCGUAAUUGUCUUAACGAACUGAGGGAGAAGGUCAAUCACGAGUCCUUGGUGGCUAUCAGGCUCGAUGUCUCCAGGACUUUUCCCGUUCUUUGCGUUUUCCAGGAGGAGGGACCCCUGAAUGAACCCUUGCGCAGUGUUUUAGCUGCGUACUGUGUCUACAGGCCUGAGGUAGGAUACGUCCAGGGGAUGAGCUUCAUCGGUGCUGUUUUAACAUUGAAUAUGGAACCGCAUGAUGCAUUCGUCUGCUUCUCUAAUCUUCUGGAUAAUCCUUGCCAUAAAGCAGCGUUUACCCUUGAUCAGAGACAGAUGAAUGUCUAUUACGAGGUUUUUGCAGCAGCUCUGCUGAAAAAUCUGCCAAGAGUUCAUGCUCAUUUCAUCUCAUCCGGAUUGAGUCCUGAUUUUUAUCUACUGGACUGGGUUUACACAAUUUAUGCCAAGGCCAUGCCCUUGGAUGUUGCCUGCAGAGUCUGGGAUGUCUUCGUUAAAGAUGGAGAUGAGUUUCUCUUCAGAACUGCUCUGGGGGUCUUGAAUCUCUACCAGGAGGAACUCUUGGGGAUGGAUUUUGUGAGGUGUGCACAGUUUUUGACGAAAUUGCCUGAGAAUCUUCAGGCUAGUCAGUUAUUUGAGAGCAUUGGGGUGAUGACUGUCUGUCCAGGGGGUGGCAAUUUCCAGAAAAUUAUUGAUGACGUCUCCAGGGGAAAUUCAUGAAAACUCCAAUGAAUUCAAUCAUCUUUUCCUACUGGAGUGAGCACAAACAAUCCAGCAAUACUUUCAGUUGAAGAUCGCAAAGACAUUGUUUAUAGGAAAUUAUUUACGUUACGUUAAAAGACAAAUAAAUUAUAAAUUCUCUUGAAUACUAUUCUAGUUAAUUUUAGAAGGAAAAAUAAGAAAAAUGUAUCUUCCCGUUUAGGCUGCAACUGCCGAUGCGGAUAUCUCGGAAGGUUCAUUUGAAUUAUUUUUUUUUAUUGUUAAUACUCUGGAUUAUUUACUCUCAUACAAAAUAGAUAUUAUCGAUCACUUUGUAUUAGGUGUUGAAUAAUUUUUUGAUUUUUUUACAUUUAAUAAAAAAGCAUUCAUAUUUUAA
Messenger RNA from Fopius arisanus, 1914 nucleotides. Its product is annotated as TBC1 domain family member 14-like. The coding region runs from base 378 to 1538 and encodes 386 amino acids. The transcript has 2 exons. The record is from RefSeq and is a predicted model, not a curated record. NCBI's taxonomy places the organism in Eukaryota, Metazoa, Arthropoda, Insecta, Hymenoptera, Braconidae.